This is a messenger RNA of Engraulis encrasicolus (European anchovy), 1410 nucleotides long. RefSeq names its product zinc-binding protein A33-like. Gene Ontology annotation, biological process: protein ubiquitination. The transcript has 7 exons. NCBI's taxonomy places the organism in Eukaryota, Metazoa, Chordata, Actinopteri, Clupeiformes, Engraulidae. Gene Ontology annotation, cellular component: cytoplasm. Bases 1 to 1410 code for a protein of 469 amino acids. Gene Ontology annotation, molecular function: ubiquitin protein ligase activity; zinc ion binding; protein binding. The record is from RefSeq and is a predicted model, not a curated record.
AUGGCGUCAUCCAGCAAGUUCUCGGAUGAACAUUUCUCUUGCAUGCUGUGCUGCAAGAUCUUUUGGGACCCUAUGCUUCUCACCUGCAGCCAUAGCUUCUGCAGCACCUGUCUGGAGAAAUACUGGGAGGACCAAGGACCCGGGAAGAAAGAGUGCCCACGCUGCAAGAGACGAUGUUCCAAGGACAUCUACCCCAAGAACACCAUCCUGCAUAACCUAUGCCAGGUGUACCUGCAGGGGCAGAGCCAGGUGCAUUCAGGGGGAGUUGGCGCCACCUGCAGGCUGCAUGAUGAGCAGCUCAGUCUCUUCUGCUGCGACGACAAACAGCUCCUUUGCUCUGUGUGCCGUGCCUCAAAGAGACACGCCUCUCACGCAGCCAGCAGCAUAAAUAUAGCAGCGCCCAAGUACAGGGAGGCGCUGGAUAUGAAGCUCAGCUCUUUGAAAGAGAGCCUGAAGACAUUUGAGGAGGCAAAGAAAACAGCAUCAUAUAUUAAGAUUCAACUCCAACACACAGAAAAGCAGAUCAAGCAGGAGUUUGAGAAGCUUCACCAGUUUCUACGAGAUGAAGAGGCAGCCAGGAUAGCUGCACUGAGGGAGGAAGAGGAGCAGAAGAGUCAGAUGGUGAAGGAGAAGAUUGAGAAGAUGAGCAGAGAGAUCUCAUCUCUUUCAGACACAAUCAGAACCAUAGAGGAGGAGAUGAAAGCUGAUGAUUUCACAUUUUUACAGAACUACAAGAGCACAGUGGAAAGAGCCCAGUGCACACUGCAGGAUCCAGAGAGGCUUUCAGGAGCUCUGAUCAAUGUGGCAAAGCACCUGGGCAACCUGAAGUUCAGAGUCUGGGAGAAGAUGCAGGAGAUUGUUCAAUACACUCCUGUCACUCUGGAUCCCAACACUGCACACCCACUACUCAUCCUGUCUGAGGAUCUGACCAGUGUGAGACGUGGUGAUGAGAGACAGCAGCUUCCUGAUAAUCCAGAGAGAUUUGAUAAGUAUGGGAGUGUCCUGGGCUCUGAGGGCUUUAACUCCGGGACACACUGCUGGGAUGUGGAGGUUGGUGAGAACACAUUGUGGACUGUGGGUGUUAUGACAGAGUCUCUCCAGAGGAAGGGUGAUUGCAUCUACAAUAGUGGACUGUGGUAUGUGUGGUAUAAAGAUGGUAAAUAUAGAGCACGUGCCUCACCACAGCCCUCCACUAAUCUCACAGUGCAGCAGAAACUCCAGAGGAUCAGAGUGCAGCUGGACUGGGACAGAGGAAAGCUGACAUUUUCUGACCCUGAUACUAACACACAUCUACACACCUUCACACACACUUUCACUGAGAGAGUUUUUCCAUACUUCAAUGGCUGUAGGUUCUCUCCUCUGAGGAUACUACCAGUGAAGGCCUCAGUAAGAGUAGAGCAGCAGAGUUAA